Molecule: messenger RNA, 1517 nt
Organism: Diospyros lotus (date-plum)
Lineage: Eukaryota; Viridiplantae; Streptophyta; Magnoliopsida; Ericales; Ebenaceae
Product: probable BOI-related E3 ubiquitin-protein ligase 3
Exons: 2
Coding region: 601-1431 (276 amino acids)
Molecular function (GO): ubiquitin-protein transferase activity
Source: RefSeq, a predicted model, not a curated record
ACACAGACAAAUACACAAACACAUAUAGAAGGCGCCUCACCUUACCCACCUCCACCCCCCACACUUAGACAUUGAAUUUUCUCAUUCAACAACGCCCUCUCAAAUCUCUGACCCGAUAGUUUAGUCACAGAAUCUGCAUGUGUACGUUCCCUUUUUUGGCUUCCACCCACCUCUCUCUCUCUCUCUCUCUCUCUCUCUCCCCCCAUUCAAUGCUUUCCAAGAGGGGAGAGAAAUUUUGGGAGAGAGAGAGAAACAGUCCUAGCCUCCACCACCUCUCUGUUCCCCUUUUCAGUUUUUCAGUUACUUUAAUUCAAUCAAACUAAUCUACUAUUCUUGUUAAUUAAUUCACAUCGCUUCCAAUAUUUAAGCACGCUCCCCACCAUCCUUGCUUUUUGUUUCUCAACACCAUUGGCUUCUCUCCAAUUCCAAACGCUCUUCAAAUACCCAAACCCAUCUUCUGCCAAUACGGAGUUUUGUGAUCAAUCAGGAUCCAGUCUUGAAGCAAACCCAUUUCGGUUUCGUUCUUGUUUCCUCGGUUCUUGCUCCGAGAGGGCCGGCAAGUUGCACCGGUUUCUGGGUUUUGUUGCUUCUCCAGAAGAGAUGGCCAUUCAUGCGCAGAUGUAUCCGGACAAUUUCGGGUUUUCCCUGGGCCCGUUGCAGAAUUGGGUGGACAAUGCUUAUGCGUUCAAUGACUUUUCUUUCAAUCUUCAACAGAAACAGGAGCAGCAGCAAUUACAGAUUCUGCAACACAAAAUACCAAUUCCAUGUUUUGAGAACACUGGGUUGGUUUCCAAAACUUACAACGAUCAAUCCAUGGCGUUUUCUCCGUUUGUAGGGGCUCAGGUUGAGAAGCACAGACAAGAGAUCGAUCGGUUCGUCAGUUUACAGAGCCAGAGAUUGAGAUUGGCUUUGCACGAGCAGCGAAAACAACAAAUCGCAUUGAUCCUGAGGAAAUACGAAGCGAAGACGGCGGCUUUACUGAAACAGAAGGACGAAGAAAUAUCGAAAGCCAUGAACAGGACGGUGGAGCUCGAGGACUUCCUGAGAAGGAUGGAAUCCGAGAGCCAAACGUGGCGGCGAGCGGCCCAAGAAAACGAGGCCAUGGUGGCGUCGCUCAACAACACGAUCGAACAGCUCAAGGUUAGCGCCUGCUUCGCCAAUGGGGUCGCCGAAGAUGCAGAGUCUUGCUGCGAUUUGAUCGACAGAGACGACGACGAGAGAACGGACAACAAACAAGAUGAAAAGAAAGAAAAGGAAAAUGGAGAAGGGACAACGCGAAAGAUGGUUUGCAAAGGCUGCAAUUCUCGGCUUUCGUGCGUUGUGUUCCUGCCCUGCAGGCACCUUUGUUCAUGCCAAUCUUGCCAGCCUUACCUGGAUUCUUGCCCAGUCUGCGGGACUGUAAAGAAACGCAGCAUAGAGGCUCUGGUUUGAUUUUCCUAGAAAUCCGUACAUUUUCCCGGGAAAUGUAAAGAAAGAAAAUGUCGAUGCUGACGGCGACCCAUUUCCUUUUCUUUCAA